GGUGCGAGCGACGCUCAAAUUCUUCGUCGUUCUGGAACAAUCUUUGCGACGUGGAAGGGCAGCGCAGUCUUUUCCUUCGUUUCGGCCGGAAAUUGAUGGAUGAAGACAUAAAAGCCCUCUAGCUGGCCGUAAAUGAUGAUGGCGGUUCUGCUGUUUUCUUAAGUCCUCCUCGUUCUGUGUAUAAGGUCUAAGCGGUGAUGGCCUAUCUUCUUUUGCUCUUCUUCUGUCGGUUCUGCUGAGUGGUGGUGAUAACAAAGAGGCCAGUUUAAAUCGUCUCUUUCCAUUUGACUUCAAUCCGUAGUUAAGAAAGUUGGUCCCGAAGAUGAAGAUCCAGUGUGAUGUGUGCAGCAAGGAGGAGGCCUCCCUCUUCUGCUGCGCCGACGAAGCUGCGCUCUGCAAGGCAUGUGACCAGCGCGUCCAUCAUGCCAACAAGCUCGCCGGAAAGCACCAACGCCUUCCUCUCCACCUGCCCCCCUCUUCCAAGCAGUCUCCUCUAUGUGAUAUCUGCAAGGAGAGGCGGGCCUUCCUUUUCUGCCAAGAAGACCGAGCGAUUCUCUGCCGAGAUUGCGACAUCCCAAUUCACACUGCCAACGAAUUGACUGCUAAGCACAACAGGUUCCUCCUCACCGGCAUCAAGCUCCUAGCCCCAUCUGAUACCGAGCCCUCCGUAGUUGAAUCGGUCGUGAAGCCCACCAUCGUUCCCAAAGUCUCCGCGGCCCCGCCUGCGAAAGCUCUUCAGUCCCCGGCGCCGGCGUCAGGGAAUGGCAAUGAGAAGAACGAAAUUGGUUGCACCACCAGCAUUUCAGACUACUUGAUCAAGACCAUACCUGGUUGGCACGUCGAAGACUUUCUCGACAGCGUGGGAACCGGGUUCCCGGACGCCAUUGAUUUGCCUUCAGUCGAUGGGUUGUGUAAGACAGAGGAGAUGUUGAAAUACAUGGAGCCAAACUUCAGUGGUGAUUUUGGCUAUGGAGGCCCUAUUCUGCAUAACCAAGUUUUCCAAGUUCCAGAUAUUCCAGUUCCUGCUCAGAGUUUAAAUGAGCUUAUGAACUGUUACCGACGAGGCAUGAAUGUGAAACCCUUAAACAAUUUAAGGGAUGUAGAUCUUUUGAAGGCUCAAAUGUUAUACAACGACGAUGGAUUUACUGUUCCCCAGAUCAGCCCGCCCGGCAAAAGGGGAAGAUGGUGUUGACUACACCUCCGUCUCUCUCUUCUACGAGGGGUUGCAGCGUGCAAGUAGUCCUUGUACUGGUUUUUGCCUCUCUUUCUCUCUCCUCUCUCUCUCUCUCUCUAUCUCUCUCUGAGGUUGGUGUACUGGUCUUACUAGUUUUUUACCCCUCUUCUACAGCUUGUUUUGUUUCCUUCUUCAAGGAGACUGUUGUAAAUAUGCAGGCCUUUGCAGUUCUGCUGGUA
Messenger RNA from Nymphaea colorata (pocket water lily), 1413 nucleotides. Its product is annotated as B-box zinc finger protein 20-like. The coding region runs from base 323 to 1192 and encodes 289 amino acids. Lineage: Eukaryota; Viridiplantae; Streptophyta; Magnoliopsida; Nymphaeales; Nymphaeaceae. Gene Ontology annotation, biological process: regulation of DNA-templated transcription; photomorphogenesis. Gene Ontology annotation, molecular function: zinc ion binding. The record is from RefSeq and is a predicted model, not a curated record. The transcript has 3 exons. Gene Ontology annotation, cellular component: nucleus.